CUUUACUGACUAGACAUAGCUAUGAAAAUAUGUUGUGGCCUGGGCUGCCUGUCCCCUGGAUGGUGAAAAAUGCCAGUUGAGCCACUUUUUCUUCUAUAGCAAACUGUCUUCUCUGUUGGCAAAUUCUCUCAUUUUACAUGAUAAACACCAUCCAGUUUUUAAAAAUUUGUUGAGACAUGGCAAUGCAGACAGACACUGGCAUAUUCACCAGUAAAAAGGAUCUCAUUUUUAUCUGCCUGAGGUUAAAUUAACAUCUGUUGAUUUCUGCCUUUUCACUGUCCUUUUACCCCAGGCAGAAGAAGGUGAACAUGAGGCCUGAGAACCAGAGCAGCACAUCUGAGUUCCUCCUCCUGGGGCUCCCCAUCCGGCCAGAGCAGCAGGGCAUGUUCUUCACCCUAUUCCUGGGCAUGUACCUGACCACGGUGCUGGGGAACCUGCUCAUCAUCCUGCUCAUCAGGCUGGACUCUCGCCUCCACACCCCUAUGUACUUCUUCCUCAGCCACUUGGCCCUCACAGAUGUCUCCUUCUCAUCUGUCACUGUCCCCAAGAUGCUGAUAAACAUGCACUUUCAGGAUCAAUCCAUCCCCUACGCAAGCUGUGUAACACAGAUGUAUUUUUUCAUAUUUUUUACUGAUCUGGACAACUUUCUUCUCACAUCAAUGGCAUAUGAUCGGUAUGUGGCUAUCUGUCACCCACUCCACUAUACCACCAUCAUGAGAGAGGGGGUGUGUAUCUUACUAGUAGCUGUAUCUUGGAUCCUGUCCUGUGCCAAUGCCCUGUCUCACACUCUCCUCUUGGCCCAGCUGUCCUUUUGUGCCGACAAUGCCAUCCCCCAUUUCUUCUGUGACCUUGGUGUCCUGCUCAAGCUCUCCUGCUCAGACACCUCCCUUAAUGAGCUGGUCAUUUUCACAGCAGGUGUGGCAGUCAUUACUAUCCCACUAAUUUGCAUCUUGAUCUCUUAUGGCCACAUUGGGGCCACCAUCUUGAAGGUUCCCUCUACCAGGGGGAUCUGCAAAGCCUUGUCCACGUGUGGCUCCCACCUCUCUGUGGUAUCUUUGUAUUACGGAACAAUCAUUGGGCUGUAUUUUUUCCCUUCAUCCAGCAGUUCCAGUGACAAGAACAUUAUUGCCUCUGUGAUGUACACAGUGGUCACUCCAUUGCUUAACCCUUUCAUUUAUAGCCUAAGGAACAGAGACAUGAAAGGGUCCCUGGAGAAACUCCUCAACAGGCCAAUAGUCUUAUGUCAGUGACAUCUGCUCAUCUUUAUAACAGACAUAGGCUUGGGGAAGCUGUAAAGGAAUCAUACACUCCAUGUUCCUAAUGAACUCUGGACUCAAUAGACACAAACUCUGCUGACUGAGUCUUAAAGAUCCUAGAAACUUCCUCAUUGUGAAUUAUCCAUCCAGGAGAAAGAAAUGGAAAAUCUGAAGAUGCCGGACACUGAUCCAUGCUCUCACAGUUGAGAAUCUACAAGGGGCAGGACACACACACACACACACACACACACACACUUCCCAACACAACAACUAGGCAGAAGUUUCCUGGGUAGAUGAGCUGACUCUCCACCUAAGAUCAGAAGUCACUCUACGAACCAAAGAACAAAUAGAGGAUUAACUAUUCACAGAAACGUCUAAGGCCGUAGUUUUUACAAGGCCAAUAUGGAAUGAGCUCUCACACCAGCUCUCUCUAAAUCCCAGGGGAGCAGAACAGAGUGGCUACUUUCAAGCCCAGAGAACCAGAGCCUGAUUCCUUCCAUCUUCCUUCCUCUGAUGAAAAGUAAAUAUUGGAGAAAUAUGGUACAAUUGUAGGGGUAAAGGCACAGGCUCUGGAGUCAGGCACACCUGCAUUUGAAUGUCAUUUACUAGCUAUCUGAUCUUGAAUACAUCAAAUA
Messenger RNA from Panthera uncia (snow leopard), 1891 nucleotides. Its product is annotated as olfactory receptor 1J4. Gene Ontology annotation, cellular component: membrane. The record is from RefSeq and is a predicted model, not a curated record. The transcript is spliced from 2 exons. Gene Ontology annotation, biological process: G protein-coupled receptor signaling pathway. Lineage: Eukaryota; Metazoa; Chordata; Mammalia; Carnivora; Felidae. Bases 309 to 1250 code for a protein of 313 amino acids. Gene Ontology annotation, molecular function: olfactory receptor activity; G protein-coupled receptor activity.